GGCCUCCUCCUCCUCCUCUAUAAAUACCGCCCCCACCUCCUCUUCCCAUUCGUUCCAUCCACCACCCACCCAUCCAACACCACCCUUCUCCAAAGCUGCAAAAUCCAAAGCGAGAAACCGCCAUUGCCACCCACCUCGAUUCCGCUCUCGAUCUCAGCUCACUGCUGCAUUGCGGCUGUCGCUGUCAGCUCGGAUCGGCGCCACGGAGGCCACCGCGGACAGGAGGGCCGUGCAGCCGGCCGGCGGCGGCAUGGAGCCCGGGUUCGGGAAGCGGCUGAUGCACGUGCUGCGCGCGGUGUACCACAUGCUGCGGCGCGGGCUGUGCCGGAAGCGCCUCAUGAUGGACCUCCACCUGCUCCUCGGCCGGGGCAAGCUCGCCGGCAGGGCGCUCCGCGACGUCCUCCUCGCCCACCAGCCGCACGGCGGCGCGGCUGCCGUGGCGGUCAUGGGAGGCGGCGCCGGGGUGGCGCGGGGUGGUGACUCGUCGUCGUCGCCGCUGUCGGCGUCGUUCUUCCACCACAACCCCAGGGACGUGGAGUUCAGCUGCACCACCACGCCGUCCUACGCGCCGGGGGUCUUCCCCUUCAGGUUCCGCGGCCGCGGCGGCUCACGCCACGCCGGCGGCGGCGCCAGCAACUACGGCGGGCUCGACGCCUCCGCCGUGGCCCGCGUCUUCGAGAUGCUCAACGCCGACGCCGCGGCUGCUGCUGGCGCCGGCGGGGAGACGCCGCUGUCGUCGAUGCCCGGCGCCACGCCGUCCCCGUUGCUGGCGCUCAGCCUCGGCCGCAGCCCCGCCGGGACGCGGCAGCUCCGCGUCACCGACUCGCCGUUCCCCGUCGAGCCGCCGGAGGGCGCCGUCGACGGCCGCGUCGACGACAAGGCCACCGACUUCAUCGAGUGGUUCCGCCGCCAGCUCCUCCAGCAGCAGGCGUCCGCCGCGCCAACGCCGGACUACCGUGGCUAGCCCGCCGACCGCCGCCGCCAUCGCCGCCGCGGCAUGGGCGAGCGAGCGCGAAUACUAAAGCACGAGAAGCUUAUAUAUAUAUAUAAGGGACUAUGUGGCGUCAAAAUUGUUUCACUGACAUGUGGGUUUCGAGUUUUUCUACCUGCAUGGCUGCGUGUAAUUUUUCCUCGGUUAAUUAAUUUCCUCGCUUGUGAUAAAUCUCUAUAUAUGUAGAGUUCACGAGGAGACGAGAUAAAAAAAAAAGUGGGCUUGCCGUUGCAUUGCCCGCACAACUUGUAUCUGCCAUAUCAUGCAUAUGAGACGAAAUGAUAAUUUUUGCACUUUAAUUAAA
Molecule: messenger RNA, 1295 nt
Organism: Oryza sativa Japonica Group (Japanese rice)
Lineage: Eukaryota; Viridiplantae; Streptophyta; Magnoliopsida; Poales; Poaceae
Source: RefSeq, a predicted model, not a curated record